AUGUCCCUCAAACAGAACAAAUCAGAACCUAUCAAGACUCCAGAGGAGCCCCCCCAAAAUGCAGAAAAUGCUGCAGAAAAUGCUGAAGAAAAUGGUGAAGAAAAGAAGAAAGAACAGGAAGAAUUGCCACCUUUUGAGGUGGUGGAAGGGAGUCGCAUACCAGCCUCUUCUUUUAUGUUCCAGUUUAAAAAUGUGGAGUACAGUUCUGGACGAAAUAAAACUCUCCUGUGCUACACUGUGGAACGAGGAGAAGGUCAGAUCUUCCGUGGGUACUUAGAAGAUGAACAUGUCUCUGCCCAUGCAGAGGACGCGUUCUUCACCAAUGUCUUGCCACAAUAUGUCUCUUCCAAUCCAGUUGCUGUAACCUGUUAUGUGUCAUCUAGCCCUUGUAUCAACUGCGCUGCUUGCAUCGCUCGGUGCCUGCGACGUUACAAAACUUUGAAGCUUCAAUUGGUUGUGGCCCGGUUGUUCCAGUGGGAAGAAUCAGAGAUCCGUGGGGCACUGCGAGGCAUCACCUCUGCGGGCUGUAAGCUUCGGAUGAUGAAAACUGCAGACUACUUGCACGUAUGGCAACAAUUUGUGGAGCCUGACAUCAUCCUAGAUGAUGAAGGGAUUGCUGAGCAACCAAGUGAGCAAGGAGCCUUUAUCCCCUGGGAGGAUUUAGACGAAAAUGCCAAAUAUUACGAGGAAAGGCUUGCUGAAAUUAUACGAUAAACAACUGUUGUGCCC
Messenger RNA from Nanorana parkeri, 729 nucleotides. It is a transcript of the gene APOBEC2, whose product is annotated as apolipoprotein B mRNA editing enzyme catalytic subunit 2. Gene Ontology annotation, biological process: cytidine to uridine editing. Gene Ontology annotation, cellular component: cytoplasm; nucleus. The record is from RefSeq and is a predicted model, not a curated record. The transcript is spliced from 2 exons. Gene Ontology annotation, molecular function: RNA binding; cytidine deaminase activity; zinc ion binding. Bases 1 to 714 code for a protein of 237 amino acids. Lineage: Eukaryota; Metazoa; Chordata; Amphibia; Anura; Dicroglossidae.